AUGUCGUUGUCGCGGUCAGAUCGGACUCGAAGGGCCGCGAUAUCCUGGCUCUUCAUCCUAACUCAGGACUUCAGCUCUCUUACACUCAGAGCCAACCCUGGAGGCAGCAUCCACACUGCAAGCCCUUUCCACUUCCAAUCCAAGGAUGCCGAGACCGAGAUGCUAAACCCGGCCAUACGAGGCACCACGUCUCUUCUGAGCGCCGUCACUGCGUAUGCUCCGAAUGUGAAGAGGGUUGUGAUUACCUCCUCUGUCGCUGCAGCGGUCAACAUCAAGGCACCUCCUCCGGUCUUGACCCCUGAGAUGUGGAACCCGGUCACUCGAGAAGAAGCCUCAUCGAACCCAUUCUUCGCAUACCUUGCAAGCAAAACAUUCGCAGAAAAGGCAGCCUGGGAUUUUAUCGACGAAAAGAAGCCCCACUUUGCCCUGUCGACGAUUUUGCCGCCUCUUAUCCUCGGACCGGUUGUGCACCAACUUGAUAACCUUGGUUCAAUCAACACCUCCAACUCGGCGGGGUCUCCUCAGUGUGUUGAUGUGCGGGAUGCUGCGUUCGCUCAUGUUAAGGCACUGGUCGUGCCCGAAGCCGCUGGCAAGCGGUUCCUCCUCUACGCGGGUGACUUCAGCAACGCUGAGAUUGCUCGCAUUGCCCGAGAUAAUUUCCCAGAGAUGGCUGAUAAGGUGCCCGCGAACAUCAGGAGCGACGUACCCGCCGCCGAUGCUAGUAUUGAUGCCGGGUUGUCGGAGGACAUUUUGGGUGUGAAGUACUGCUCUCUGAACGAUAGUGUGGUCGAUUGCAUCAAAUCUCUGUUGGGCCGCUAG
Messenger RNA from Colletotrichum gloeosporioides, 819 nucleotides. RefSeq names its product Ketoreductase azaE. The record is from RefSeq and is a predicted model, not a curated record. The transcript is spliced from 3 exons. Bases 1 to 819 code for a protein of 272 amino acids. Lineage: Eukaryota; Fungi; Ascomycota; Sordariomycetes; Glomerellales; Glomerellaceae. Gene Ontology annotation, molecular function: oxidoreductase activity, acting on the CH-OH group of donors, NAD or NADP as acceptor.